AUGUGUAUUCAGGGAGUGUCUGAUGAAUUCUAUGUCAAUGAGCACCUCACAAUGCAAAAUAAGUUGAUCUAUAAAGAAGCAAGAAGGUUAGCUAAACUGAAACAAUACAAAUAUGUCUGGACGAAAAACGGCGAGAUCUUUGCAAGAAAGGAAGAUACCUCAGGUGUCAUUAUUGUGAAAGACACUGAGGGUUUAAAAAAUAUCAAAUAA
This is a messenger RNA of Acanthoscelides obtectus, 210 nucleotides long. Lineage: Eukaryota; Metazoa; Arthropoda; Insecta; Coleoptera; Chrysomelidae. The record is from the annotation of a GenBank genome assembly.